Molecule: messenger RNA, 5048 nt
Organism: Salvia splendens (bonfire salvia)
Lineage: Eukaryota; Viridiplantae; Streptophyta; Magnoliopsida; Lamiales; Lamiaceae
Product: zinc finger CCCH domain-containing protein 44
Exons: 10
Coding region: 229-4866 (1545 amino acids)
Molecular function (GO): metal ion binding; DNA binding; protein binding
Source: RefSeq, a predicted model, not a curated record
GGGGGAGAGGGGGGGUAAGCUACUCAUAUUCAUGUUUCGAAGUUUGGUUUUUACCAGCUAGAAAAAGGAGAAAAGAUUCAUUCCUCCCAUCUCCAUCUUCAAUUUGAUUCAAACUAAUUGAAUUUUUUUUUUUUACUUUUCUGGACCGUGUUUGAAUUUGAUGAUAAUUGAUGGCCAUCUUGGGUGAAUUGGUUGCUGGAGGAGUUGAGAUUUUCUAGGGUUUUGGCUAUGGAGAAUAUAGAGACACUGUUAGCUGCCGUGGCUCAGACCACGGGCUUCGGCGAUGAGGAGCCGGUGGUUUCUACUCCAUCGGAGCUGGACCUGGAGAGCUCUGCCUCUCCGGCGGUUGAUGCGGCUGUCAGAGACGCGCAUCCUUCACCGGCGGUGGUAGUUCCAGAUCUGACUGCUGCUGCUGCUCCGGUUCCGGUGAGUGCGAGCGCCGUCUGUGAGAAGCGUAAGCGAGGACGGCCGCCGAAAGGGCUGCUCACGGCGAAGCCUCCACCGAUUAAGAAGGUGAAAGUUGAAGACGAAGAUGAGGAUGUUUGCUUUAUUUGCUUUGAUGGAGGCUCUCUGGUUCUCUGUGAUCGAAAGGGUUGUCCGAAGGCGUACCAUCCAGCUUGUAUCAAACGCGACGAAGCCUUUUUCAAAUCAAAAGCUAAAUGGAACUGCGGGUGGCACAUAUGUAGUGGAUGCAGGAAGACUUCUCAUUAUAUGUGCUAUACUUGCACCUAUUCGUUGUGCAAGGGAUGUACUAAAGAUGCGGAUUUCGUGAGUGUGAGAGGAAACGUGGGGUUUUGCUCAACAUGCAUGAAAACUAUCAUGAUGAUUGAAAAUAAAGACCAAGCAACGAAUGAUUCGAAUCAAGUAGAUUUUGAUGACAAACUUAGCUGGGAGUAUCUCUUCAAGAUGUAUUGGGUAAUCUUAAAAGAGAAAUUAUCUUUUACACUGAGUGAGCUCACUCAAGCUAAAAGUCCCUGGAAAGGUGUGGCUGCAGUGACGCGUAAGCCGCGGUUAAAUAAUGCAUUUCCCUCUUCAGUUGGCGCAGGCGUUUCUUUGUCACAUGGGGGUACUGGACAUUUCGAGUUGAAUAAGCCCCAUGUGGAGAUAAAUUUGUUACAAAAUGAUGGGUUACGAACAUCACUGUUGAGUAACGGCAACCAUUUCAAGAAACCAAACAAUGACAAUGGAGAAUAUGGCCCAACUUACAGCAAUGUGACUGUAAAACCGAAAGUCACUGAUGAGACGAGGAUUGCCAAACCCAAUGACAAGCCAGACGUUAAAGAAGUUGUUCAUGAGCUAUGCAUUAAAAAAGAUCUAGAUGAUCCGUGCAUCGUCAAAAAUACCAACAAACCAUGCAUCAGCAAGAACAGAAAUAGCGUAGAGACAGACAAGCUGGCGGUUGACAGUACUGAAUGGGCAUCUAAAGACCUCUUGGAUUUUGUUAAACAUAUGAAGAACGGUGACACAUCUGCUUUAUCACAGUUUGAUGUCCAAACAUUAUUGGUUGAAUAUGUGAAGAGAAACAAUCUCUGGGACCCACAUCAGAAUAGUCAAAUUUUAUGCGAUCAAAGGCUCAAAAAUAUCUUUGGGAAGCCAUAUGUUGAUCAAACUGAAAUGUUGAAGCUUCUUGAAUUUCAUUUUGUUGUAAAGGAAGAUACUCCGAAAAAUCCGUUCUUUCCUGCUAGAGCUGUUAGAUCUGCUGCAAGUAAUUUGGAUGCCAAUGGGAAAAUAAAUGGGUCGCCAGAGCAGGUGCCAAGUAACAGCAGAAAGCGGAAAACACGCAAGAAGGUUGAAAACAGAGAAGCCCAGCUUAAUCUGAAUGAAUAUGCUGCAAUUGAUGUUCAUAAUAUCAAUCUGAUCUAUUUGCGGCAUGAUUUAAUGGUGACUCUUGCUGAAAAUCGUGAGAGUUUCAAUGACAAGGUUAUUGGAUCUAUCGCAAGGAUCAAAAUAUCGCCCAAUGAUCAGAAGCCAGAAGUUCAUAGGCUUGUCCAAGUUAUAGGUACUAGCAAGGUGGCCGAGCCUUAUAAAAUUGGCAACAAGUCAGCAGAUGUCAUGCUUGAAGUGUUAAAUUUGGACAAAAGAGAAGUUGUAUCUAUCGAUUCCAUUUCAAAUGAAGAGUUUACUGAGGACGAGUGCAAAUGGCUACGUCAGAGCAUUAGAUGCGGUCUUGUGAAACAAUUUACUGUUGACGAGGUAAAAAAGAAAGCCACUGCACUCCAAUCAGUUAGAGUCAAUGAUUGGCUUGAGGCGGAAAUAUUGCGGCUAAGUCAUCUUAGAGACCGUGCUGAUGGGAAGGGGAUUAAGAAAGAGCUUAGAAAAAAUGCUGAGAGAUUACUGUUACUAAAAUCACCUGAGGAGCGCCAACGCAGAAUUUCUGAAGUUCCAGAGAUACAUGCUGAUCCGACAAUGAAUCCAAAUUAUGAAUCAGAAGAAGAUAUCAGAAGUAGUGACCACAGUAAAAAAGGUACAUCCAACAAUACUCGUCGGAGGCAGUUUAUUUAUGAAAAUGAAUAUGCUGGGCCAAACCAUUCUCCAUUUCCCACAACUGAUUAUGAGUCCAUUUCUUCUAAUAAAAGAGGCAAAGAAGAGCAUUCUGUAGAGGUGCAAGAUAGAAUCACGAAGAAAACAAAUGCUAGUGCAUCAAAUGAUUUGGAGAAACACACAAACCAGAUUGAUAUUGGUUGCUCACCUUCUGGUGCUGGGAAUGAUCAAACCAUGGAAAGGUCUGGGUUGGAGACAUCGACUGCAAUUGCCUCCAUCGGAAACUCACAGGCUGCUGACAACAUAGAAACUGAGAAACUUUGGCAUUAUCGUGACCCCAAUAGUAAGAUUCAAGGGCCUUUUUCCAUGAUGCAGCUGCGGAAAUGUAAUAGUACUGGACUGUUUCCACAUGAUAUGAGGAUAUGGACCAAUCACGAGCAAUAUGACUCGUUACUUCUAACUGAUGCUUUGGAUGGGAAAUUAUAUUCAGCACCAGACAUGUCACAAAAAGCCUCUUCAAAUUCACAGGAAAACGGGCCCGCUGGGGGAGCUGUCCCGAGCGAGGGUGCAAAUGGGACUACUAAAGAUGCUAAACAAACUGAAGUUGCUGGGUGUAGUAAUUCGGAUGGUUUGCCUGACACUGUUGCAAGACCCGUGAAAGCAGAUGAGUCCUGCUCCUCUGGGUGGCCUCGAUGUUGGGAUUUGCUUAAAGAUGGUAAACCAAUUGCUGAUGGUGUCCAAUUACGUGAUCUGCUUCCUCCAUCAAAACCUGAGACAAGGGAUGAACCUUUGACAGAUCGAGUCCGAGAAGGUGAUGAAUUAAAUCUUAGUUCACAAAAUAGACAAAAGAAUGCUGCUCGGCCGACUCAAAAUCCUAUGCCCAGUGAAGAUGAACUUCGAUCUCAACCUAAAGAUGAUGACAGAAGUGGUCAAUCUUCCGAAGGAAAUUUGAGAUCCUUGAACAUCAACUUGUGCUCAACCAUCCCUGAACCUGUUCCCGUUUUGACGUCUGUAUCAACGUCCCUAGUUUCAAUCAAACAGCCUGAGAAUAUAGAUGUCUUGGAUCUUCUUAGUUCCACCUCGAAGACUCAAAACCAGCAGACAGUAGAUGCACAUAUUCCUGCGCAUGGCACGAGUUUUCUGGAGCUGCUGAGUCCUGCACCAAGAUCCAAAAAUGAAGAUCAGGCAGCUCAGGAAACUGACAUGAAGCCUGGGUGUAAAAAUCUUCCUAUGCCUAAUUCUGGCCCCGGCUGGAUCGGUGCAUCUAGUCUAGGGAUUGGUGGCAUGCAGCUACCAGAUGUAGCUGAUGAAUGGUGUGGAUAUUCUCAGACACAUGCUGCGAAACCACCUAUGCAGGAAUGGGAUUCUGGUGUAGUCCCCGCAUCUGCUUUGGGGCCACCUGAAGUCACCGGGGAAAAUGCUGAUGCCUCUGCUCCUGAAGCCCACCAUCUUUCUCAUGCUCCUCCGUCCCAUCCUCCAUCGAAUGGACCUAAUUGGCUUGCUAUAAUGAAUGAGCCAAUUGAGUUUGUUGCUCUAGGUGAGGAUUCAGUGUCUGAUCUGUUGGCUGAAGUGGAUGCUAUGGAAUCGCGAGGCGCUCUGCCUUCACCUACUUCAGCCAUCAAGUUUGCUCGGGAAUUGCUUGAAGAUUGCAAAGACGAUUGCUUUAGUUCAAUCGAGGGUUUUAGCCCAACCCCAGAACCUCGAAAAAGUGAUGCAUUCAGCUCCACCAGCGAUGUACAUCUGACGUCCCAAUCAUCUGCCCCAUGUAAACCGAAUGGAACGUCUCCUGUCGACGGCUUCGAUUUUUUCCGGAGGUCGAGCGUGAAUUCAUCUGCAAGCAGUGAGGGUGAAACAAGCACUGCGGUUCAUUCUGGGGAUCCCGGUUUGGAAUUCCACCACUCUCCUGCACCGAACCAAGAUAUGGUCGGUGCUGGAGCAGCCAUGGCUCCCGGGCUGGGAUCCGAUGCCACGGAUCCCAGUUGGGGACAGAUGCAGGGCAACAUCAACCUAGUCACAGUGCAAGGUAAUGUCAAUCUCGUUCUCAGAGGACCCGCUGCCCAAGGGAUGGCAAACCUCCCAUGGGGAACGAACCAGGGCCCCCACUGGGCCAACCCAAACUCGAUCCGGAGCCCUAGAAACGGGAGUCAGCCAUGGGACGGGCAGCGCCCGUUCGGUGGUGAGAGGUUCAACUGUCCUAGAGAAUGGGGGGGUUAUCAGGGUAGUGAUCCGGGAUUCGGGGGCGGUAGGGGAAGGCCGCCGUGGGGCCGUCAGCAGUACAACAGUGGUGGAUAUUCGAGGCCUCUUCCAAAGGGGCAGAGGGUGUGUAAAUUCUACGAGAGCGGUCGAUGCAAAAAGGGUGCCUUCUGUGAUUAUCUUCAUCCAUGAUUGUUGUGUUUUCCUACACUUUGCUUUAGUAACUUUUUUGUUGUAUAAUUAAUUGUUGGAGUAAUCUCUCUAGGCUCGGAUAUCUUUUUUGUACCGUUAAUUGUGAGAGUAAUCUCCUUAAUUAGCUGUAGAUUUGUACUUAGAGCUUCAUUUUAAUAAUAAUUAAAAAUAUUGCUACUCUA